AUGGAGAGCCAAAGGUCCGUAUCGGAGAUUGAGCUUGCGAUUGAGAUACCCUACAUUAAUCCGACCACCAGAGAUCAUGGCUGCAGUGUCUCCAUCGUCAUUGCUCAAAGAUCCUUAUCCUCCAUCUUAACCAGAUUUCAUGCAGGUUAUUUCAGGAUUAGUCUCUCUCUUGGUGGACAAGCCUUACUGUGGAAGACCCUCCUUGAGCCAACUGAUAGUUCAAUUCGUCACAUGCCUCACGUGAUAUACCCAACUGUUGUUAUUGUGCUGUGGUCCUUUGCCUUCUUAACCCUAGUUACACUAUCUCUCCUCUACAUCUUGAGAUGCUUGUUUCGCUUUAGCAUGGUGAAGAAAGAGUUCUUGCACCAUGUUGGAGUGAACUACCAAUUUACUCCUUGGAUUUCAUGGCUGCUCUUACUUCAAUCAACUCCGUUUGUUGCUCAGAAAAACGCCUCGUAUCAAGUUCUUUGGUGGGUUUUUGCAGUUCCUAUUGUGGUGCUCGAUGUGAAAAUUUAUGGCCAGUGGUUCACAAAAGGAAAGAGGUUUCUAACGGCGGUGGCGAAUCCAACGAGCCAGAUAUCGGUGAUCGGAAACUUGGUUGGGGCCAGUGCCGCCUCCCAGAUGGGGUGGCAUGAGGCGGCCGUGUGCUUCUUUUCUCUAGGAAUGGUUCAUUACUUGGUAAUUUUUGUUACACUUUAUCAGAGGCUAUCUGGUGGUGAUCGACUGCCGGAGAUGUUACGGCCGGUGUUUUUCUUGUUCUUCGCAGCGCCGAGCAUUGCGAGCUUGGCUUGGAACUCCAUAGCUGGAACUUUCGAUACUGCUUCAAAGAUGUUGUUCUUUCUCUCUCUCUUCCUCUUCGCGUCACUGUAUUCAGAUUUUGAUAUAUUAGCAGCGGUAGGGAUUCAAUUUGCAGAGAACCAAUUAAAACCUGACAGCUCAGCUAAAGUGGCCCCACCAUCAAAGUUCGUCCUGUACCGAGUAAGAAAGGGUUGUGGCCGACUGACGGUGGGGGGUGAAUGGUGCCGUGGAGUGUUAGGUCGGUGGUGUGAGGGACAUUUGGGAGACAGCAACUUUGAUUUUGGCCCACUUGAGCCGAGUUUCUUUACCGGUGAGAAACAGCAGGAACAAGAGGACAGAGAGAAGAGAGGGAUUUGCAGGCCAGCCCUCUUCAAGAAAUCAAUGAGAAGGUAUAAUGUGGCAUGGUGGGCUUACUCUUUCCCCAUAACAGUGCUGGCUCUAGCUUCAACAAAAUAUGCACAGCAGGUGAAUGGUUGGGUAGCUCAGGCCAUAACGUUCAUUCUCUCAGCCCUAUCUGUUCUGGUCGCUGCUGGUUUGCUGGUUUUCACUGCACUCAACACUAAAAUUUUUUUACCUGAUGAUGAUCCCAUCCUCAAUCUUCCUAGUCAUUCACCAAGAGCAACGUGA
Molecule: messenger RNA, 1425 nt
Organism: Ilex paraguariensis (yerba mate)
Lineage: Eukaryota; Viridiplantae; Streptophyta; Magnoliopsida; Aquifoliales; Aquifoliaceae
Source: the annotation of a GenBank genome assembly